UGGAGCUCAGUAUUCGUGCAAAUUUCCAUCAAGACGGUCGUGAAGCUCGCUCGUCAAACUAUACCGAGAACAUUGUAUCGAAAUAGCGACCUCAAAAGACACACACAAUUAUUUUGAAUUUAUUUCUUUGGUGCCACAGAGAGUGACUAUUAACCACUACCUCUACCUACCACUACAGUGAACUAUAUAGGAUAUAGUCCAGGUAUCACAGAUACCCGGACAUACCUAAACCCUUAAGCAGCCAAGAGUGCCAGCGAGAGAGGGCAAAGUAAAUAUCUCUCUGGGUACAUUUAAGAUUGAAAAACUGGAGAACUCAAACACAAUGGAGGGCGGCGAGUCCACAGAGUCGACACACAACACCAAGGUGUCCGAUUCGGCCUACUCGAACAGUUGCAGCAACAGCCAGUCGCAGCGCAGUGGCAGCUCCAAGUCCCGGCUGAGCGGCAGCCACUCCUCUGGGAGCAGCGGCUAUGGCGGCAAGCCCUCAACCCAGGCCAGCAGCAGCGACAUGAUCAUCAAGCGUAACAAGGACAAGUCGCGCAAGAAGAAGAAGAACAAGGGCACUGGCCAGGGCCAGGCACAGACCCAGACACAUCCACAUCCCAGCACCACGCUGGACAGGGAAAGGGAAGAUAGGACAGAGGAGCCGCGACAGAACCAAAGCAGCGUCGUCGAGGCUGGCGCAGGAGACCAGCAGAAUCUGCAGGAGCUGCAGGAUGGCGAGGAUUGCAACCGGCCCGAUGCCGAGCAGGAGGAACAGCAGCAGCAGGAGUCCGGCACCGAGGAGUCGGAGGCAGACCAGAGCGCUGGCGUGGUCAAGACAGAAGCCACACAAACCUUUCCCAUACCCUCGCCGCUGUCGGUGACCACUCUGCCGCCAUCGGUGCCCUGCCACGUGAGCGUGUCUUGCGUGGACAGCGGCAUUGGUGGCAAGUCGGAGAAGACCUGGGAAUCAGCGCCGGGUAAGCUGGAGUCCGUGGCCGGACUUGGCGGCGGCGGCGGCGUCGGCGUCGGGGCCGGAGCGCCAGGGGUUCGCUUGGAGCGCGUCAAGGAGGACAGCUUCUGCUGUGUAAUCUCCAUGCACGAUGGCAUCGUUCUGUACACCACGCCCAGCAUCACGGACGUCCUGGGCUUUCCCCGCGACAUGUGGCUGGGCCGAUCCUUCAUCGACUUUGUGCACAUCAAAGACCGCGCCACUUUCGCCAGCCAGAUAACCACCGGCAUCCCCAUUGCCGAGUCGCGUGGCAGCAUACCCAAGGAUGCCAGGAGCACCUUCUGCGUGAUGUUGCGUCGCUAUCGCGGCCUCAAGUCGGGGGGCUUCGGUGUCAUCGGGCGCUCCGUCAGCUACGAGCCCUUCCGGCUGGGACUCACCUUCAGUGAGGCGCCGGAGGAGGCGCGGCCGGACAACUACCUGGUGUCCAAUGGCACCAACAUGCUGCUCGUCAUCUGCGCCACGCCCAUCAAGAGCAGCUAUCGGGUUCCCGACGAGGUGCUCUCCCAGAAGAGCCCCAAGUUCGCCAUUAAGCACACGGCCACGGGCAUCAUCUCGCACGUGGACAGCGCGGCGGUCAGUGCCUUGGGCUACCUGCCGCAGGACCUCAUCGGACGCAGCAUCAUGGACUUCUACCACCACGAGGACCUCGCCGCCAUGAAGGAGACGUACGAGACGGUGAUGAAGAAGGGUCAGACCGCCGGCGCCUCCUUCUGCAGCAAGCCGUACCGGUUCCUCAUCCAGAACGGCUGCUACGUCCUCCUGGAGACGGAGUGGACUAGCUUCGUGAAUCCGUGGUCCCGCAAGCUGGAAUUCGUCGUGGGUCACCAUCGCGUCUUUCAGGGCCCCAAGCAGUGCGACGUGUUCGAGGCGGCGCCCACCUGCAAACUGAAGAUUUCCGAGGAGGCGAUGGGCCGGAACACUCGGAUCAAGGAGGACAUCGUCAAGCUGCUGGCGGAGACGGUGUCACGUCCGUCGGACACGGUCAAGCAGGAGGUGUCGCGUCGGUGCCAGGCCCUGGCCAGCUUCAUGGAGACACUGAUGGACGAGGUGUCGCGGGCGGAUCUCAAGCUGGAGCUGCCGCACGAGAACGAGCUGACCGUGUCUGAGCGCGACAGCGUGAUGCUGGGUGAGAUCUCGCCGCAUCACGACUACUAUGACAGUAAGAGUUCCACCGAGACGCCGCCCAGCUACAACCAGCUCAACUAUAACGAGAACCUGCUGCGUUUCUUUAACAGCAAGCCGAUCACGGCGCCCGUGGACCCCGAUCCUCCCAAGACGGAGCCGGCGGAGUCACGGGAGCCCCGCGAGUCACGGGCUGGCACCUGCGUGAGCCGGGGCGAGGAUGCGCGCGGCGCCCUCAGUCCCGUUCAGGGUUUCGGCUCCGGUUUCGAGGGCAGCGGCGGCAGCGGCUCCUCCGGGCACUUCACCACCGGCAGCAAUGUCCACAUGAGCAGUGUAACGAAUACCAGCAACGGCGGCACAGGAGGCACUGGCACCGGUACGGGCACUGGAACGGGCACGGGCACCGGAACUGGCACAGGCACGGGAACGGGUACGGGCACGGGCACGGGCACAGGAACAGGCACGGGUACUGGUACCGCCAGUGGAACAGCCACGGGAACGGCAAGUGGUACUCCUACCGGAACAGCCACCGGAACGGGUAACGGCAAAGGAACGGAUACCCAUACGGCUGGAAGUGGAAGCGGAAGUGGAACCGGCACGGGCACUGGGACGGGAACGGGAACGAGCACCACCGCCACCGGGAACAACUCCUCGUCCAGCACACCGCCGGUGACCCUCACCGAAUCGCUGCUGAACAAGCACAACGACGAGAUGGAGAAGUUCAUGCUGAAGAAACACCGCGAGUCCCGCGGACGCACUGGCGACAAGGGCAAGAAGUCGUCCGCCAAUGACACGCUCAAGAUGUUGGAGUACAGUGGCCCGGGCCAUGGCAUCAAGCGUGGCGGCUCCCAUUCUUGGGAGGGCGAGGCGAACAAACCCAAGCAGCAAUUGACACUUACGGCAGGCGGAGGCGGAGGCGGUGGUGGCGGUCUCGGUGGCGGUGGCACAGGCGAAACCACUAAGGGAGCGGCUGGUGGCGGCGGAACCGGUGGCGUGGGAUCCGGCGGAGCGGGCGUGGCGGGAGGAGGAGGAACGGGAGGCGGAGGCACGCCGACAAGCACACCAGGAGCAGGAACUCCCGGAGGAUCGGGAGCAACAGGUGCAGGAGGAGCAGCAGGAACAGGAGGAAUUGGAACCUCUUCUGUGGGCAGCUCCACACCGGUGCCCUCCUCAUAUCCCCAGUGCACCCAGAACAUAAACUUGUGGCCGCCCUUCUCCGUCGGCAUCACCACCCCCGUCCAUUCCACCCACACGGCUAUGGCCCAGAGCAGCUUCUCCUCCGCUGGCCUCUUCCCCACCUUCUACUACAUCCCCGCCUCGCUGGCGCCCACCAGUCCCAGCCCCAGUCCCUCGCCGCGCUCCCACAAGCACCAGCACCAGAUGGCCCAUUCGCAUUCCCACAAGAAUCCAGAGCAGCCGACGACGUCACAGCAGGCGGCAGCAGCAGCGGCAGCGGCGGCGGCCCAGGCCAUGCCACUGCAAUACAUGGCCGGGGUUAUGUACCCCCAUCCGUCGCUCUUCUACACACAUCCGGCGGCAGCGGCGGCCACGGCAAUGAUGUACCAACCGAUGCCAUUUCCCGGAAUGGCCAAUGCCAUGCAGGUGCCGGAGCAGCCAUGUGGAGCCCAGUCGUCCUACAACAAGACAGUGUACACGCCGCCGCAGGUAAUGGUGGCCCCGUCUGCGACGACGACCAAGGUGCCGGGUGCGUUCCACUCGGUGACUCCCUCCCAGCUGCAGCGGCCCUCCUCGCAGGCGACCUCUGUGAAGGCGGAGCCGGGCUCCAAUGUGGCCCCCUCCGACUCGUCUAAGAAGGAGGUACCCGACUCCUCGCCCAUCGCUUCUGUGAUGGGCGACUACACCUCAGACCCGCCCUGCAGCAGCAACCCAACCAACACGAAGAAAUACACUGACAGCAAUGGAAACAGCGACGACAUGGACGGCUCCAGCUUCUCCUCGUUUUACUCGUCGUUCAUCAAGACUACGGACGGAUCAGAGAGCCCGCCGGAUAACGACAAGGAUGCCAAGCACCGUAAGCUGAAGAGUAUCAAUACGGCGGACAGCAAGAUCAUGGAGCAUCCGGAGGAGGACCAGACGCAGCACGGGGAUGGGUAGCUAAACCCGCAGGUGCUGCUGACCGACGUACACAACCGGGUCACCAACGUGACCGACGUCGAUCCCUAGGACGAAGCCAACAACAGCAGCAGCAGCUACCGAAGACCCGUAGGGAUCUGGGCCAUGUUGCUCCGGAUGAUCCGGAAGCCCCUAAUCUAAGUCUGAAUCUGAGGAGGAGCAGCUCCAAGCAUAGUUCUAAGCCAGAUGAUCUCGAAGGAUACCCACACAAUAGCCACCCACCCAGCGGAGAAAGAGGAUCUGCCAGCAACCAGAAAGACUUCAGUUUUUAAAAGUCAAAAGCAAUGCAAUAUAAUUGCACCGAGGAAUUUCAGCACCUUCAAUGAAAACUAUCUAACCUGCAGAGAAUCUUUUUCAGUUUUAAUGCUGUGACUAAUACGGCUCUUAAUUUAUUUAUUUCUGUAUUGAGCCACAAAGUAAUAAAAUCGGAUAAAAUAGCUUCAAAAGAAGACUUUUAACCCACACCCACACCAA
Molecule: messenger RNA, 4723 nt
Organism: Drosophila kikkawai
Lineage: Eukaryota; Metazoa; Arthropoda; Insecta; Diptera; Drosophilidae
Gene: per
Product: period circadian regulator
Biological process (GO): negative regulation of transcription by RNA polymerase II; circadian regulation of gene expression; entrainment of circadian clock by photoperiod
Cellular component (GO): nucleus; cytoplasm
Molecular function (GO): transcription corepressor binding; transcription cis-regulatory region binding
Source: RefSeq, a predicted model, not a curated record